This is a messenger RNA of Botrytis byssoidea, 201 nucleotides long. RefSeq lists its product as uncharacterized. The transcript has 2 exons. Lineage: Eukaryota; Fungi; Ascomycota; Leotiomycetes; Helotiales; Sclerotiniaceae. The coding region runs from base 1 to 201 and encodes 66 amino acids. The record is from RefSeq and is a predicted model, not a curated record.
AUGGUUAGCGCUGGGAAUAUACGUACCUACUCGGGCCUCGGGCUUGGCACUGCAAGAUUGGGGGCCUCCGAGGUGGGGGAUGCAGGUGCAUCGGAGAAUGUAACGCAAGUUCGUUCAGUCACAAGACGUCGAAUUUUGAGGAGAGGGAAGAGGGCGGAGCCGCGAGGGUUAGUUUGUGGCGGUAAUACCGCCGGUAACUGA